Molecule: messenger RNA, 669 nt
Organism: Chenopodium quinoa (quinoa)
Lineage: Eukaryota; Viridiplantae; Streptophyta; Magnoliopsida; Caryophyllales; Amaranthaceae
Product: GTP-binding protein At2g22870-like
Exons: 3
Molecular function (GO): GTP binding
Source: RefSeq, a predicted model, not a curated record
UUCAUACUUGUGAUUUCAUUUGUUUUGUUAACUUUGUGUUUGAUUAGGUUGUUGAAUUUAUAUGCAGGGAAGACUCAGCUUAUCAAUCAUUUUCUGAUCAACAAGAGUUGGUAUAUUGUUGAUUUGCCUGGAUAUGGAUUUGCCAAAGCGUCUGAAUCUGCUCGAACAGAUUGGUCUGCAUUCACUAAAGGCUACUUCUUGAAUAGAGAUGCACUCGUUUCUGUGUUACUCCUAGUUGAUGCAAGUGUUCCCCCACAGAAGAUAGAUGUUGAUUGUGCUAAUUGGCUUGGGCGGGAUCAGAUACCUAUCACCUUUGUGUUCACCAAGUGUGAUAAGAUGAAAGGCGGAAAAGACCUACGACCUGAGGAUAACAUCAGAAGUUUCCAUGAGUUAAUCAGACAGAAUUACAAACAACAUCCCCCAUGGAUCAUGACUAGCAGUGUCACUGGUCUAGGCCGAGACCAACUUCUACUCCACAUGUCACAACUAAGAAACUAUUGGGAUAGUUAGAAAGUAUAUUAGAAGAUUUCUGGUUUACAACUACAGAAAUGUCUACUUACCCUAUGUUAUCUUUUGCAAGUUUGUAUAAAAUGGAAUGAAGUUUUGAAAUUUUAUAAAGAAAAAAAAAUGGGUAGAUGUUUAUGUUGCUAGAUAUACUAUUAGUACUCA